AUGACUCAAUCUCUUAUCAAUCGUUUACAAUUACCAGUUAAACAAUGCUUUGUGAAUAUCGGAGCAAUAGACAAUGCGAAUAUUGUCUCAGAAAAAUACACUACUGCCACUUUCUAUUCUACAUAUAAUAAUUCUAAACAUCAAUUAAACUUUUUGAUUGUACCUAAAAUAGCUGAGAAGGUGCCUAAUGAGACUUUCCCUCGGGAGAAAUUCAACAUCCCCAAGAAUAUCAAAUUAGCAGAUCCCCAAUUUCAUAUACCCAGACCGGUCGAUGUCUUGCUAGCGUCAGGUCCAACCCUGUCUUCUCUUGCCAUAGGGCAAAUCAAGCUGAAUGACGAAAGAUCCCAAAUCACUCUUCAAAAAACUUCUUUCGGCUGGAUAGCAGCCGGAGGAUCAAUCUUAUCAACGAUUCCCAACUCCGUUUCGUGCAAUGCGGUGAGGUUAGAUUCACUCCUAGAAAGAUUCAUGGCGAUGGAAGACGUGGAUUAUCAACCCAUCAAGUCAGAAGAGGACCUAGCAUGCGAAAGGUACUACGCUCAAACCACGACACGCGACACUUCGGGUCGCUAUAUCGUUCGUCUACCGUUUCGAUCAGGCAAAUUCGAACUAGGUUUGUCAAAAUACCAAGCGUUACAGCGUUUUCAGGCGUUGCAGCGCAAAUUUGAUGCUAACUCCAGGUUCCGAGCAGAGUACGAAAAGGAAUUCAACGGGUAUCUGGAACUUGGCCACAUGACGCUGUGCGAGGACGACAACAACGAUGGUUACUACUUGCCUCACCACGCGGUGAUCAAGGAGUCCAGCGAAACGACGAAAUGUCGUGUCGUUUUCGACGCUUCUGCAAAAUCCUCCACGGGCAUUUCGUUGAACGAUAUGCUGUUGACUGGACCGACCAUUCAGGAAACUCUGUGGAAGCAAGUUUUGCGAUUCCGUUCUCAUCCCUUCGUCAUUACUGCCGACAUCGAAAAGAUGUACCGACAAAUCUGGAUUCAUCCCGACGAUAGGAAGUUCCAGAAGAUCUUGUGGUACCACGAAGGCGAAGUUCGAACUUUCGUUCUCAACGUUGUAACUUUCGGGGUGAAGUGUGCCCCUUUUCUCGCAAUUCGAACAUUGCAUCAGUUAGCCGUUGAUGAAGAGAGCAGAUUCCCAAGGGCGGCAAUGCUACUUCAUCGAGACUUCUACGUUGACGAUUUCCUUUCAGGUGCAGACACGCUGGAGGACAUCAUGAGGAUUCGCGACGAGAUGAUCAAACUUUUAAGUCGUGGGGGGUUCGUGAUACGAAAAUGGUCCUCGAACCAUCCGUCGGCUUUAGACAACAUCGAUAAAAACAUCUUCGAUUUAGAUUGCGGCAUACAAGGGAACCCCAUAAAGAAGACUCUCGGAAUCAUCUGGGACUCACAACGAGAUGUCUUCACGUAUUCCGCAAACCCUGAUGCGUUAGCUUCUACCAAAAGAAAACUCCUUUCCCAGAUUGCGAGGAUCUUCGAUCCUCUAGGCUUAUUAGGUCCUUUAACCCUGUAUGCCAAAACAUUAAUUCAGGAAUGUUGGAAAGCUAACAUUACCUGGGACGAAUCUCUACCUCAAGACAUCCACACCAAGUGGAUCGCUUUAGCUGAACAACUUUCUUUAGUGCGAGAAGUCGCGUUACCAAGGUAUCUGCGAUAUGACGUUGCGAACCCAGUAUCCACCGAGAUACACGGUUUUUGCGACGCGUCGAUAAAGGGAUACGGCGCGUGCAUCUACAUUCGUUCCGUUGACUCUGCGGGAAAUGUCACUGUUAGGUUAGCUUGCAGUAAAUCCAAGGUUGCUUCGCUUAGCCAUCACACCAUACCUCGUUUGGAACUCUCUGGCGCUGCCCUUCUGAAGGGACUAUAUGUCGAACUGGUGACCCAGCUGACUUUCAAUAUCGUGCGAACAAUUCUUAAAACAGACUCAAAAAUCAUUCUCUGCUGGUUAGACAAAGCUCCUCAUCUACUUAGAACCUACGAAGCGAACAGAGUCGCUGAUAUUCAAACGCUAGCUCUUCCUGAAGAUCAAUGGCCUUCAUCGGAAGAAUCCUCGUUAGGUGAUCCUCCAGGAGCGACAGAGGGAAUUGUUUUAUUCACAGCCUCUUCUGGAAGUAACGUCUACUCUCGUUUCUCUGAUUACGGAUGCCUUAUUAGGUCCAUCGGAUAUCUUCUCCGUUGGAGUAGAAGGGAAUCACUACUAGACGAUACCCAAGAUGCGAAUAAAUCGCAACGAGGGAUUCGUUACCUCUCCCAAGCCGAAAUAGUUUACGCAGAACGCCAAAUCCUUCUUCUCAUCCAAAGAGAAUGUUUUAGUUCUGAGAUAAAAUUGCUCAAGUCGACUACGAAAUUAAUUUCCAAAGGCCCCAACGGCGCUUUCAGGAGUCGAACGAAGUUCGAUGAACUCAAUCCUUUCUUAGACGAGCAUGAACUGGUCAGAGUAGGCGGUCGGUUGAAGAAUUCAAAUCUUCAAUUCAAUCAAAAAUACCCUAUUUUGCUACCCAGCAACCAUCACGUGUCAGAUCUCAUCAUUCACGAAGCUCAUCAUCGAAAUCUUCACGGAGGGGUCCAAUCCACUCUUUACAGGAUACGCGAAAGGUUUUGGAUUCUCAACGGUCGAAACCAGAUGCGACAUGUCUUGCGCCGCUGCGUACCCCGUCUUCGGCAAAGGCCAAAAUUCUCACACGCCAAGAUGGCAGACCUUCCAGAAUCUCGAGCUGUCCACAUCGAGGUAGCAUCCGAUCUCUCAGCUGAGGGCUUCCUCGCGUGUUUUCGUCGGUUCGUUGCCACGCACGGCAAACCGACCACCAUGUACUCUGACAAUGCCGAACGGAUUGAGUGGAACUUUAAUCCACCUCUCUCACCGCACUUCGGCGGUUUGUGGGAGGCGGCAGUUAAAAGUUUCAAACACCAUCUGAAUCGUGUCGUCAAGGACCAAAAGCUCACGUACGAGCAAUUGGAAACAUUGUUAAAGGAAAUCGCCGUCGUGUUAAAUUCUCGACCAUUGUACGCGAUUUCUGCUGACCUAAACGAUUCCCUUGCGAUAACUCCAGCUCAUUUUUUGAUCGGGCGUUCCUUCAAUUUCUUACCCAACCAAAAUUAUGUUUCAGUUCCGGACAAUCGCCUCACUUCCUACCAGCUCGUCUCUAAAGCUAGACAAGCCUUCUGGAGUAAAUGGCAGAAGGAGUACUUGCAUGAACUGCAAACUCGUCAGAAGUGGUUGAAUUCCGGAACCGUAUUAUCACCUGGAUCUGUGGUUGUGUCGAUGGAGGACAACCCUGCUUGCGCAAGAUGGCCGCUGGGUGUCGUCGUGGAGAUCCACCCUGGGAGCGAUGGCAUUGCUCGAGUAGCAUCGCCCCAGAUGUGUGCUCUUUGGUUUGCCAUGAACGAGUCGAACCAUGGAGUAUUCUGGAAGUGCUUGAAGCCUGGCCCGCGAAAGGUAGAGUACAGAGUGCUCUACAGCCAGAUGCCCAAAGAAUCAAUCUUUGGAGCGCGAUACCUGUCCGGAGAUCAGGACAAGCGUGAUCAGUGA
Phymastichus coffea is the source of this 3534-nucleotide messenger RNA. RefSeq lists its product as uncharacterized. The transcript is spliced from 6 exons. The record is from RefSeq and is a predicted model, not a curated record. Gene Ontology annotation, molecular function: nucleic acid binding. Bases 1 to 3534 code for a protein of 1177 amino acids. Lineage: Eukaryota; Metazoa; Arthropoda; Insecta; Hymenoptera; Eulophidae.